UUAAAAAAAAGUAGGAAAAGUCUUUAUUACGUUUUACAGGAGGCAAUAUACAUUGUACAAGAGGAACUUUUUAGUGAAACACCUUCCAAAAUAAUCCUAUUGACCAUCUUGAAAAUAGAGAACAGUUACACAGUAAGAAAACAAUUACUUGUAAAAUAAGAUCAUUCUAUUCUCUAUCAGUUUUCAGGAUUGAAUUCUAACAGUAGUCACUUACUUUUUUAAUCUCUUUAUGUAAUCACAUGAAGAAGAUCCCAUACCCUAAUUUAACACUUGUGAAUUUCAAAGAAGAAUGUUGGAAUCUCACACGGUUUAGAAAUAGGAAAAAGUCUAUUCAAGCCUUGGCCUAAAAAGAAGCAUUUGCAGGAACUCCAAGAAGUUACCGGUUUUCCAUUCAGAAUAUUUCUACUGUAAGGAGAUCUUGUACAUAAGGACAAAAAGAGCAGUCACACUUAAUGAAGUGUUACUCUUCAAUCAUGUCAACUUGAAUCCUGGCUUUUACCUUUAAUCAUGUCUCCUCAGUCUUAUUCAAAACUACUUAUUAUUCCAUACAUAAAUACCAGGAACAAAGUGAACUUUUAAGACCCCUUACCUCCAUUUCAGAACUUUUACCACAGGAAAACUCUGAUACCAAAAACAGAUUUCUAGUAAAAAGAUCCAUAGUGGAAUGGAUCUGUAGCAAAAUUCCAAGUACUAUAUAAAUAUUAAAUGCAUUUUAUGAUAAUGUCAACCUUAACAGUUAUAUGCCAUGAAACACAGGGUUCUGAGAGAGCCAUUUGAAGAAGAGGCGUGGGGGAAAAACAUUGUCUUAGCUACAAAGGCUAACUAACUAAAAGGGGUCUAAUACAAGAUGAGACUGAAGAGACACCACUUAACAGUCGGAAGGCCUAAAGGGAGAGGGGAAAUAAUGAUGGCGUGUAGACAGAGAGGAGUUAAGGGAGAGCAAGCUUGCAUGUGUAUUAUGUCUACAAGAAGUGCAUUAUGGGAAUCCAGGGACAAGGAUAUGCUAAUACAAAGUAAUGAGGGUGUUUUCCACCCAAAGGUAAUCAGGUAAGAGAACCCUGGUGCAGGAGGAGGGAAAGUACCUCAAUUAAAGGGUCCUUGAAACCCUGACUUUUGAAUAGCAAACCAGACAUCCUUGAAGGAUAGGAUAAAGAUAUCAAGCCUAGCUCUGUUUUACACACAUUCUCCAAGGUUAUGCCACAUCAAUCACAAUAGCUACAUUCUUAAGAUGACUACAUCAUUUCCAAGAUUUGGUUGUCAGGGGUUUCUUGGGGUCUCUACUAUUAUUGUGGUUUCCAGACUACAUCAUUUCCAAGGAGAAGAAACCUUUCCAAAGUUAUUUCCAAGGGUUAUACCACAUCAUUAUUAUUCCUAUUUAAUAGUUGAGUAAACUGAGGCAAUCAGUUAAGUAACUUGACAAAGGUAAGCAAGGAUCUGAGGUUGUUUUUGAAUUUAGUACUUCUAGUUGUAGGCUCAAGGCACUCUAGUGUUUGAUAACUCUAAAGCCCUGCUGAAAAUGCAAGCUUGACUUUAAAGACUUUAAAAAAUCUAAGAAGGACCUCUUCUGACAUGCACAUCUCUGUUCAAAUCUGUUUCUGCAAAGUGCUGUUGAAAUAAUAGCUUUGUAGAAAAUGGAUUUGCAUGUCUCUUGAUUUAUGUUUUAUGAUCUGAGUCUGCUGAGUUAGAAGUUUGAUUUAUCAAAGAGAUUCUUUGAUUGCUUCAGUCUCUUAAAUUGUCAGCCAGAGUAGCUUUCAUGAUUGAGUUACUUUAAUUACAUUAUAUAUGUUGGGCAAGAAGUAUAUGUUGGGGGUGGGGAUUGGGGAUAGUAGUGGUAUCUAUGGAGACUGGUUUUAACUUUGCUUAUGCUUUCAUUAAGUGAGUUUGUGGAAAAGAUCCUUACUUUUCCUCUCUGACAUGUUUCAGUUUCUUUAUUCAUUAAAAGAGAAUGUUUGAUCUUCUGAAAUUCCAUCUCUGUAAUUCUGUUAGCUAACCUUGUCCCCUCCAGCGGAAUACAAGGCUUUAAAUUUGUGUGUUGUGUGGUGGUAAUGAUAUUUAUUGCAACUCAGAGAUUCUUAUAAUUUCAAAGAUUUAAAUUAUCUAAUUUCAGUUUAGCUAAAUAAAAUAAUGUAGCCUGCUAUAGGUGACUUCCAUUUAUAGGUGAACCUCUAUCAUUGAAUCUUAAUAGCUGCUUUUUGUCUACUUCCUAUUCUUCUCUUUAAUACUUGAUCUCCAGCUCUGGAUACACAAGUAAGAAUCUAUGUGACAUUAGUUUUCUAUGUCCCAUUUUGAGUUGUGACAAUCAUAAUUUUGUAUUACCCUUGUAGUGUAUUCUUAAACCUGUCCUCUUAAUACAUAUUCUUGUGGGUCUUGUGUUUAUGUCAUGAACCAUUCCUGAUUAAAAAGAUUAGAGCUUAGUAAAAAAAAAAAUUGUAAAGUAAAAAAAAAAAAAAGUAACUUUAAAGUAAAAAAAAAAAAAAUUGAAACCCAAGAGCAGAGAAAGCAAUGAAAGUUAAGGAUAACCUUUGGAAGGAAGGGGGAGCAAAGCUAGUAUGGAGUGAACAAAUGAAAGAAUCCCAACAUUUAAUUUUGAAAAAAACUCAAAAAAGUUUUUUAAAGUAUGGCAUGUAAGAAAAAGAUUAUUCUGAUUUUGGUGGAGGAAAAUGUGGGUGUAACGAAUAAUCUCAUUAUCUCACUGGUACUUCAACUGAUUAAAAUCAACCUCCUCCCAUGUGCGUGUGCUGUUUCUCCCCCCCCCCCCCCCCCCCCAUGCCUCUAUGAUAAAGAAGAGUACAAAAGGCAAGAAAUAGAAUGUAUGGAAUUGAAGAGGGCAGAAAACCAGGAACAGAUAAAUCACUUAUUGGCAGAUUUUUAGUGCUGAACAGAUCUCCAUAUCUUUUGUAAAGAAAGUGGGGAAUAGAGUAAAAAGUUACCAGUUUAUAAACACAGGAAAUGUUAAAUGAAAAAACAAAGAUUAUGAACAAAGGAUGUCUGUAAUUAAACUACAACGGCAAAUCUGCAUAGGAACAUCGUAGAAUCCAGCACCAUGUUGUUGACACACUAGGCAUGAAUGUUAAAGGCAAAUUUUGCAAAGUAGAUGUAGAGUUAUAAUCACAGACAAAAACAAUAUGUACACAUAGUAUAAACGUAACAGGAAACCAAAGACAAUACAGAUAAUGAAUACCAAAUAUGUGUGUACAUGCAUGAACACGCAUGUAGUAAUAACAUUUUUUGGUUGUUUUUAUUUUUUUUUUUUUUAUUAUAGCUUGGGUAAUUUUUCAACAUUGACCUUUGCAAAAACUCCUGUUCCAACUUUUCCUCUCCUUCCCUCCACCCUCUCCUCUAGAUGGCAGGUAGUCCAAUACAUGUUAAAUAUGUAUAUGUUAAAUACAAUAUAUUUAUACAGUUAUCUUGUUGCACAAGAUAAAUUGGAUUUAGAAAGAAGGUAAAAGUAACCUGGGAAGAAAAACAAAAAGCAAGCAAACAAUAAUAGAGUAUAAAUGCUGUGUUGUGGUCCACACUCAAUUCACAGUGUUCUUUCACUGGGUAUAGCUGGUUCUGUUCAUUACUGAUCAAUUGAAACUGAUUUGGAUUCUCUCAUUGAAGAGAGCCACUUCCAUCAGAAUUGAUCCUCAUAUAAUAUUGUUGUUGAAGUAAAUAAUGAUCUCUUGGUCCUGCUCAUUUUACUUGGCAUCAGUUCAUGUAAGUGUCUCCAGGCCUUUCUGAAAUCAUCCUCCUGGUCAUUUCUUACAGAACAAUAAUAUUCUAUAAUAUACCACAAUUCACUCAGCCAUUCUCCAACUGAUGGCUCCGAUAAAGAUUUUUACACACAUAGUCCCUUUCCCUUCUUUAAUCUCUUUGGGAUAUAAGCCCAGCAAUAACACUGCUGGAUCAAAGGGUAUGCACAGUUUGACAACUUUUUGAGUAUAGUUCCAAAUUGUUCUCCAGAAUGGUUGGAUCCAUUCACAACUCCCCACAUCCACAACAAUUUUAUUCACCUUUGUAAGGUGAAAAUACUAUGUCGUGAUCCACAUUCAGUCCUACAGUCCUCUUUCUGAAUGCAGUUGGCUCAUUCCAUCACAAGUCUAUUGGAAUUGGCCUGAAACAUCUUACUUUUUAAAGAACCAUACCUAUAGUCAUAAGCAUUUGUUAGAAAAACUGAUAGAAUUUCAUGAACAGACAACAAAACUGUAAUAUAGUUUGAAACUUUUAAAGACAUUAAAAAAUGUUUUUUGAGUUCCAAACUUUCUUCCUCUUGCCUCUUCUUCUCUAAACAGUUUAGUAUAAGUUAUAUGUGCAAUCGUGUAAAAUAUUUAAUUAAAAGUCUUUAAGGUACAGUUAAACCAGCAAUAUGUUAGUCUUGACAAUAAUUUUAUAAAACUUGGAUAUAUGCUAUAUCUGUGAUAACUGAGAACAGAGGAGUAAAUAUAUGUAAUUCUCAGAUACUAAACAGUUGGCAUUGCUUUUUUGAAACAAGUAAUGAAAUCUCACUGGAUACAAAGAAAAACAAAUAACCAGUAUAUAAAUGAAAAGAAUUUGGCAGCAAAAUACAGGAAAUUUUAUCUACUUAAUAUGGCAGUAAAAAAUUAAAUGAAUAUUUUUGCAAAUAUAAAACAACUGCCUGUUAUCAAAACAAAAUUUAAAUAAAUCUCAGAAAAGAUUUAGAACAACUUAGAACCAGAUGGAUUUGCAAUUAAGUCCGAAUUUAAAAAAAAUAUUUCCUUGAUUUUUCCAAGGAAAGAUAAUAUCCAGAUAAUAUCCUACUAAUCUCCUUUGAGACAGAUAUGGUCCUGAUACUAAGGGAGAGAGAAGUCAAAAGAGCUAUGUAACUGAAUUUUCUAAUGAAUGUUGAUAGAACAUAUUGAAGAAAAUAUUAGCAGCUGCAUUAGCAUAUAAAGAAUGUGAGAUGUGUGUAGUCUUGAUUAUUAGGAAGACUAUACACAUCAUUUAUAACAAUAAAAAUGGUUUUUAGAUUAAUGGAAAAAAGGAAAAGCUUUUGUGAAAAUAGAAAUCAAAGUAACAAAAGGACAAAUCUGGUAAGUAAUAAUAUAGAAACACUGGCAAGCUUUCCAGUAAUAUUGGAUAUAGCAAGCAUGUCCUUUGUUAAUGUGCAAUAAUUAAAAAGAGUUUUAGAACAUAAAUUGUGGUAUAAGCAGAGGCAAUGAGGAAGCAAAAAUUAUCUGCCUUUUCCCCAAUGAUUUGGUUGUUUACAUAAAGAAUGUUAGAAAAGUAACCAAAGAUAGAAAAGGGAAAAAAAAGCCCACAGAACAGAAGCUUUUGUUAUGUUUCUUUAAAAUAGUAGAAAAAUGGGAAAAUAAUUUUAGAGGAAAUAACAGUGUGUUCACUUUAAAGAUGCACGAAUUAUAUAUAUAAUUAGAAAAAACAUUCAGGAAUAGGAAGAUCUGAAUAAUUGGAAUUGAAUAGCUAAUUGUGCUGUGCUGAUAUAAUACUACUAUUGCUACUUGAACUUAUUUUUCAGAUUCAGGUGCCAUGAAAAUAAAACAAGAAAAGAAAUAAUUUUAUGGAAUUAAGAGUUCUACCAAAGUCAUCUAAAGCAACAAGAGACUAACAGGGAUGCCAAAAGAAAAAUAUGAUCCCCCAGAUCCUCGCAGAAUUUAUACCAUCAUGUCAGCAGAGGAGGUAGCCAACGGAAAGAAAUCUCACUGGACAGAAUUAGAAAUCUCUGGUAGAGUGCGGAGCUUAAGUACAUCACUUUGGUCAUUAACACACUUGACAGCUCUGCACCUAAAUGACAAUUAUCUUACUCGCAUUCCACCUGAUAUUGCCAAGCUUCAUAAUCUGGUUUACUUGGAUUUGUCAUCCAAUAAACUCAGAAGUUUACCAGCAGAACUAGGAAACAUGGUGUCUCUCAGGGAAUUGCUUUUAAAUAACAAUCUGUUACGGGUUUUGCCUUAUGAACUUGGUCGGCUCUUCCAGUUACAAACCUUAGGUUUGAAAGGCAAUCCUUUAUCACAGGAUAUUCUCAGCUUAUACCAGGACCCAGAUGGAACCCGAAAGCUACUGAACUACAUGCUUGACAAUCUAGCAGUUCAUCCAGAGCAGCUUCCUCCGAGGCCAUGGAUUACACUAAAAGAAAGAGACCAAAUUCUGCCCUCAGCAUCAUUCACGGUUAUGUGUUAUAAUGUGUUAUGUGAUAAAUACGCCACCCGGCAGCUAUAUGGCUACUGCCCAUCCUGGGCAUUAAACUGGGAGUACAGGAAAAAGGGAAUUAUGGAAGAAAUUGUUAACUGUGAUGCAGAUAUCAUUAGUCUUCAGGAAGUGGAAACAGAGCAAUACUUCACCCUCUUUCUGCCAGCAUUAAAGGAGCGUGGAUAUGAUGGAUUUUUUUCUCCUAAGUCACGUGCCAAAAUCAUGUCUGAGCAGGAGAGAAAACAUGUGGAUGGUUGUGCAAUAUUCUUCAAAACAGAAAAAUUUACUUUGGUGCAGAAGCACACAGUGGAAUUUAACCAGGUGGCCAUGGCAAAUUCCGAUGGAUCAGAAGCCAUGCUGAACAGAGUUAUGACGAAGGAUAAUAUUGGUGUAGCUGUGGUUUUAGAGGUCCACAAAGAAUUGUUUGGAGCAGGUAUGAAGCCUAUUCAUGCUGUAGACAAACAGCUACUUAUUGUGGCAAAUGCCCAUAUGCAUUGGGAUCCAGAAUAUUCUGAUGUGAAACUUAUUCAAACUAUGAUGUUUGUCUCAGAAGUAAAAAACAUCCUGGAGAAAGCCUCUAGUAGGCCUGGUAGCCCAUCAACUGAUCCUAAUUCCAUCCCACUGGUGCUAUGUGCAGAUCUUAACUCAUUGCCGGAUUCAGGUGUUGUGGAAUAUUUGAGCAGUGGGGGAGUGGCUGACAACCAUAAAGAUUUUAAGGAAUUGCGCUAUAAUGAGUGUCUCAUGAACUUCAGCUGCAGUGGGAAAAAUGGUACCUCAGAAGGAAGAAUCACACAUGGCUUCCAGCUCCAGAGCGCCUAUGAAAAUAACUUGAUGCCUUACACAAAUUAUACCUUUGACUUCAAAGGUGUGAUUGACUACAUUUUCUAUUCCAAGACUCAUAUGAACGUGCUUGGUGUCCUGGGGCCUUUAGAUCCUCAGUGGCUGGUUGAGAACAACAUCACUGGGUGUCCACACCCGCACAUCCCUUCAGACCACUUCUCACUGUUAACACAACUUGAACUCCACCCUCCACUCCUGCCUCUUGUCAAUGGUGUUCACUUGCCCAAUCGGAGGUAGUGGAGUCCAGCCCCGCCGAGACGGGGAUUUGUUGCUAUGGACCUGUACAGUUGUAAAUCAAAGUAUGUAGGAGUGAAGUAUGGCCAUCCUUAAGCUGCUUCUUCAGGCUCCUUUCAUUAUGUGUUUGCUAUAAGAUUUUGCACAUUUUGGUGCAUAUUGGUAUCAUUUGGCACUAGGGCUGGAACCAAAGUAUUGCUCCCUUUCUGCGUUUUUAAUUUAGUGUGUUUUAACUAUUGGACCUGUUUCUUAUUCAAAAAGUUAGCUUUCAUAGUAAAGAAAUGAUCAGUUAAAGGUCCAACAAUAUGUAUUUAUUGCUCCAAGACGCAUUUUCUGCCUAAUUAUAUAAAAAUCAGCUAUCCAUCUUUUAAAAUAAAAUGUUUUCUUUUAAUUACAUUAAGAAAAUUUAAAAUAUGAACGGUUUAUCUUGCAAGGAAAUGCUUGUUCUCCUUUACUACAUAACUGGUUUGCCUCUCCAGAUCACUCUGCACAUUAGUAAAUCAUACAUACAAAAAUACAUCGGUGUGUGUGUGUGUGUGUGUGUGUGUGUGUGUGUGUACAUAUCUAUGUAUAUAACUGUAGAUCUAUACACACAAAAACACGCUUUGAAAAUAAAGCGCUUAAUAGUACAGUGUUUUGUUGGGCAAACAUUCUGACAUUUUAUGGGAAGAACAUAAACAAGACCCCCUUACCGAUUAUAUAUUUGUAGGUCUUAAAUUAUUAGUGAGACCUAGAAGAGCUGUCUCCCUAGUUUAUUAUUGGGAAAACAGUGGGAAAUACAUUGCCACAUAGCCACAUAGCUUGAAAACAAAAUUUGAUCUAUUUGAUAAUGGAGUGCAUACUUCCUGUAGAUGGCAAUUUUUGUCAAGUACUAUCCAAUUUUUUUUCCUCCUUGCUUUGCUGAAUAGUAGACCUUGAAUAACAAAAGUGUUGCCAAUAUGACCAUCUCCCUGACACAGCCAGAGACCCCAGGAUCAAGAGGACAAAAAUACAAUGGCAGGAAUGCUAGGCAUGUCCCAGGUGUGUAUAUAAUGAUGGAGCUACCAGGUGACCUCUUGGCUUAAGAUUUGGGGAGAUUUACAACAGGGAGUAGCUCAGUAUCAUUCCUUGAAUUAUUUUUCCUGACCCUAGCUGCCAAAUAGCUAUCAUAUGCUUUUACUCCUUGUUUCUGUUCUCUGUCAGGGUUGAAUUAAGAAGCUGCUGGUUCAUUCCCAACUGUUGAUGCUCUUUAAAUGUGUUAUUUUAUGCCCAGGUGGGGCCAGUGCAAAAAAAAAAAAAUCUGUGCCUCAGGAGGCGGUAAACAUAAUGCAAUUUUCUGGGGGGGGGGAGGGGAGAAAUUAGUUGGCUGCUUGAUGUUAAUUAUGGCACAGUAAUAGGAAAAGGUCGUGUCUGUGUUUUUAAGUUUUUCUUUAUUCUGCUUUUUUGCUGCUAUAAGAGUUUCCUGAAAUUUAUAUUUUAAACUUUUCAUGCACUUUACUGUUUCUAGUCUCAAAAUGUGAUAUUUUUAUUAAACAAAAAAUUUUCCAUUAUGUGAGUGAAACUUUAAAAUAGCCUAUAUUUGUCUCUCCGAAUACAAACACACAGGUCAAAAUUUAAAUUAAUUAGUUUUAAAUAUAUACAAUUUGUUUCUUCCUGAUUCGAUAUCUUAGGCUGUUUUAUUAGUCUUGAAAUGAUGCAUUUCCUUUGUUUUAUAAUAAUUUCAUCCAUAGUAAAUCAAUCAGGCUACAUAAAAUAUUAUUCCCAAGUGGGUUUAUUUUUGUGGGAGGAGGGUUGUUGGGAUUAUGUGAUGUCAUCUGUGGGACUGCAUUGAAUGGUUUUACUGAAGCCUAAAUCCCCCUUUCAAAAGUGCCUAGUGAUAGAGGCGUUGUCUGUCAUCUAUUAAAAUUGGACAUCAUUGUAGUUGAGUGAAGUUUGAUGUAAAUAAAAAUAUUAUUUUAAAAAAAAUGUUAUAGCACCAAAAAAAAAAAUUCCUUAAGAUAACAGAGUUUCCAGGUAUCCCUUCUUAUAUACCUCAAGCAUUCAACAUCCUAGCCAUGCAAGUAAUUUGAAAAUAUCUAAAGUAUAGUACUGGAAAGUAGAAUAGCAUGAAAAACUUAAUUUUGUGGACAUUGCCUUUUUUAAUCAGCUCCGUAUCUUGUACUUUGUUUUGGGUGGCUUUUCUGCUCUGGAGGUAUGCACUAACAAAUCGUUUUCCUCCUUUCAUAUACGCAUGUUAAUUAGCAAUGUGAGCAAUAUUUCCUACCAUACUUCACUCCCAAUAUUUUUGAGAUGUUUGUAUAAAAUGGAAUUUAAUGUUCACCUAUGAUUGUAUAUGAACCACAGAGGAGCCCAUUUAUUAAUAAUAAACUUUUUUAAUAGUUAAAUGUUAUGGGGAAAAUAAUAAAAAAAAAACUGGGAAACAUUGUAAACAGCUUAAGUUUAUUUUGUGUAUGACCGAGGCACUCUGUUGCAGGAAGGUGUGUAAUUGGGUUCUCUCUGCUUCCAAAUGCACUCAUUCAAACCAUUUAUUAUCCUGUGUAAUUUUUAACAUGGUUUGAGUAGGUGUGUAGCAACUCAUGUUGAAAUGGGUAAAAUUGUGUUAUGUUUUUGGUGGCACACAUGCCCUUGGGACAUGAUAUCUCAAGCUUCAUGUGUAUGGUUUCCCUUUAGCCCACUCACUACCCCAGUCCCCCACAAACCCUUUGUCCUAAUAAGUUCCCUUUGUAAAAGGAGUAGUAUCUGUUUUGAGCUACCUGUUCAGGUGAUCAGAAAUGCUGCUGUCCUCAGUGUUGUCUUACUAAAAUAAAAUGUAGGCCCUUUGAAUCUUUUGACAGUACCUAGUUUAAAAGAAGAGAAUGGAAAAAUGUGUAUAUACUCUAGAAGUAAAAUAUACACUCACAUGCUUUCCAGUUUUUCAAUUAAACGAGUUUUAUGCCAUGGAGGUGCAUAUCUUCUGAAGAGAUGAAAAAUUGGGGCAUUUUUAGUUUGUGAUUUAUGCUUUUUUGAGUUGUCAGGUGUGAUUUCAAAGUACAUCUAAAAGAACGCAGUGUUCUUUAAAACUAUUUAAAGCAGUGUUUGGGAGAGGGAAAAUUGUACCAUUUGCCAUCAUUGGUCAUUCAAGAGCAUGUAGCAUCACUUAAUCUCUUGGGCAUCAUUGCCCUUUUCAUAGCUUUACUCAUUGUAAUGGGGAAUAUUGCAGCAUCCUCAGGACUGACAUCUGAAAAAGGCUCAAGUCCUUAUACUGCUCCUUGCUUGUUGACUUUGUUUUUUAAAAAUGUGCCUGGUGUCAACUUUUAAGCAACAGCACUGCCUAAAAGCAAGCAGAGAAAAGAAUCCCAACACCAUUCUAUAUAGGCAACUUUUUAAAAUUCGAUAUAGAAAAUCUGUUAAAGAUUUACAGUGUUUUAUGUAAAAAAAAUAUUUUGUAUGAAGUAGCUAAAUAUUUUCAUUUCAUUACUUUGAUGUAAGGAGGGUGAGCAUUUGAUAUCAUACAUUGAAGUCAGGUAUGGCACAAUGCGUUCUGAGACCAGCUCCUUCACCCCCUCUACCCAAUUUGCCUUGUUAUAAGCUUCUCUUUUUAAAUUAUCCUUUCACAAGCAGAUAUUUAAUUUUAUUAACUUGCAUCCUUUGUAAAUGUUUUAGAAGCCACUGUGUGUUUUAGUUUUCAGAAAUAUAAAGUUCCAGUUCUUGGCCCCAAUUCCUGAAAAUCACAAAGUAAUAAGGAAUGGAAGAUAAUAAAGGCUCAUAUCACUUGGUUCCAUAGUGGGUUUGUUAGAGAAUGUAUCACAUAAAACCAGAAAGCUGGUUUUCCAUUUAAAAAUUAAAUCUAGUAAUUAUGUUACUAGCAAAAUUUGAAGUUAUUUACAAGGUUUCUGAAAUCACCAAUACAUUAUACCAUGAAUAAUCGUAUAGUUAUGAAAGCGGGAAUAGGGUAUAUAGGAAACAAUAGAUGGGAUAGUGUAGAAGUUAAUUAAAUGUGUAGAAAGUAGUGCCUAAUAAAAUCAAGUCUAAUGAAAGGUCAGCUUUUUGUUUUUAGGGUUUUGUUUUUUAAAAACAGUAUAAUUUACUGAUAUAUUUAGGUUUUAUUUUUUGUUUUUUUAUUUUUAACCAAAAGUCUGAACUAUUAUAGCAGUUUUUCAGAGAAGGGGCUAAUGAUUCAGUAGUAUAGUCAUAGAAGUCUGGCAGUUUCCGAUAGUUUAAAUAUAUGAAUAUAAAUGGAGCAAAGAGCUUGCAAAAUUAUGUGGAAAUGACCAUAGUGAAUGUUUACUUUCACAACAGAUACAAAUUCUCAUACAUGCCUCCCUCUUUUUUUUUUUUUUUGUUAAAAACAAUUACCUUUCUCAUAAUUGAAAAUAUGAACUUAUUUUUAUUUAAAAUAUAAAUAGUAAACUCAGAUUGCUGCAUAUUUUUUUUUCAUUUUAUUGGUAUAUUUAUACCAUAUCUGCUGGAUUACUAAUAUAAAGGGGGGAAAAACUUUAUGUAACCACCAAUGUAGAAACUAUAUCAUUAUUUGGUAUUUAGAAAGUUCUGACAGUUUGAUUAUGUUUUGUUUGAAAUUGAUUUUUCUACAAUGCUGAGCAUCCAGUUUUUCAAAUGAAAAAUAAUCAAUUUGCUGUAUCUUUAAAUUGGACCUGUUCAGAAACUUUCUGUUUCAGAGAGGUUGCAUAUUUACUUUUCUUAAAGUUGUCAAAAGAAAACCUUACUGUUCAUGCUAAGGAUUUAAGGAUCCUUGCCCUUCUUAACAAUUGAGUUGAGUUUUUAGAAAUAAAAAUAGAGGGAGAGAAGAGGGCAAAUAGCCUCUUGGCCAGGCAUGGCCACAGUGAAGAGCUAUUCUUAGUCCCUUGUUUAUGUUAAUCUUUCAGGAGAAUAGUAAAAUAUGGGGAUAUUGAAGAGUCAAGCUAAAUAUAAGUGGUGAUUUCUUUACAAUUAAUCAGUAACUAUUGUUGGUCUCAAUACAAGACUUCAAAAUGCAUGACCAUAUAGAACUAAUCCUAUCAGUAGUUGAAAAUUUCUGAGAGCAAAACAAGUUUCUUUUUCAAAUUAAUUACUGAGACCAUUUGUGCCUAGCAUAUAAUAGCAGCAUCCAUGACACAAUACAAAAAGGCACCUUAAGUUAGAGGUGGAUUUUUUCAUGGAAUGAUUUUAAAUUAUGAGGUGGAAAUGGUUAUCAAUAUAUUUUGGGAGUCUUUAGCAGUGGCAAAAUGUGCCAAGUGAUAUGAUUCUUUGGGUUAUAUUGUGUGUAAGCUUACAGAAUUGUUCAGAAGGCAGAAUAGCUCCUGCUUCUAGUAUUUUGUAAUUGGUGUUAAAUAAUUCCCAAGCUUUUAACCAAUAAUCUGCUUUGCAUCUGUUUUCUUUCUAAAGUGUAAGAAUCAUGGUGGCCCUUUCUAAAAGUGACACUUGUUGCUUAUCCUUUAUUGCCUUUAAAGUUUUUUUUUUUAAUUAAUAAUGUGGGGUUUUAUUUCUUCAAGCAAUUAGCGUUGUUUUGUGCCAUGUUUCCUUAAUUUGUGGUUUUCUGAAUUUAUAAGGUUGACAGUGGUGAUUGUUAAUGAGCUUUGGCUUUGCUUAUUACUGGGCAGUCUUGAUAUAUUGUUAUUAGUUUCAGUGUGUGAAACUGUGUCUGGUUUGUAUUCACUGAAAACUAUACUCUCCUUUCUCAGCUUAACUUGCUAAAAAACAAAACAAAACGACAAAAAAAAACAAAACAAAAAAACCACUUCCUACCUGUGCAAUCCCUAAACAGUGCUUUGCUGGCUGGGUGGGGUGGGUGGGGUGGGAUUGUCCUUGUUCAGCCCUUAGCCCUGCAUCUGGACUCCUGUGUUACUGCACACUGGGAUCUGAGAUUGUUCAGUGUUGUGAGUGGCAAAUUCUUUAACACCAGCAGCACCGAAAAGUGCACUAUGGGCAUUCGUACAGUUGUCCAAAUGCAGGCUGUCUUCUUGCAUUCAGGAGAAACUGAAGAUUAGAUUUCUGUAGGAAUUACUGUUAGAUUUUUGAACGCAAUGAAUAUUUUUUUAUUAUUAUUAUUGUUGUUUAUUUUUGCCUUUUUUUUGGCAUGAAUUUUUUUUUUUUCCUUGCUGAAUAAACCAGGCACUGGAAAAACAAAACCAUGGAUAAUUUUUUUCCUCCAUUGUGAUCUUUUUCAACUCUUAUUCAAAAUAUGUGCCAACAUAUUGUCCCCAUGAAGCCAGCUGGCCUCUCCAACUUCUUACCCUUCGGUGUGAGGAGAAAUGGGACCUUUCUUUUUUCAUUGCCUAGCAUUGAAGAAUUCAUGUUGUGCACAAUUGAGUCAUUUUUGUGGAUUGUAAAGUGUUGUGUAACUAUGGGUAGCUAUUGGUUGGAAAGCCAAGCACAGAACUUUAGAACUGAAUAAGGUUUUUCAUUUGUUUUUUUAAAGUUUUCAAAGCACUUGCAGAUUCUACUGACCUAGUACUCCAAAGCCUAAAGGAUUUUAAAAAUUAAUGCUUUGAUUUUUAGGGAAAAGAAAAGAAAUUAAUCUGUUUUUUAAAUUAGCUUUUUUUAAAAAAAAUUUUAAAAAGUGGAAAUAAAGUUGAAUGAAGUGCCAUGUAAAUUGUAGCUUGCUAGUUUUCUCUCAAACAGAAUGGAUCUAUGGGGUUAUCAUUUCAAUACUCAGUGUCAUCUCUGGAGGAACAAUGUUUCUUUUUUGUUGAACACUCAGACUAAAUCACCAGCUGCUUUAUUUUUCUAUUUAUUACAUUUAUCCAGUUUAUGAGGUCUCAAAACUAUUGACCACGCUGCUCAGCCAAGGUAUUUUUCACAGUGGACACUGUACAACAUGUGCGUGCAAGAGGACACAGUCGAGUCUUGGUAUUUUUUAUUAAUGUGAAAAAUGACUAAACAAAGCAGUCCUGCCUUUUCAAAUCUUAUGGCAGCUCAGAAGGGAGGUGCUUAUGAACCUUAACUACUAUGUCAGAUGACAAAAUACUUUUUUUUCCACUUUGGAGAUUGGGUACUGCUCACACAUGAUGUAUAGGGCUAAAUAUCUGCUUGUUUCCUUGCACCUGUGUACUUUUCCUUCUGUCCCUGCCCUCUCCUUACCCUGUAGGCAAUAAAUGGCCAUUUUGCAACUGCA
Antechinus flavipes (yellow-footed antechinus) is the source of this 14290-nucleotide messenger RNA. It is a transcript of the gene CNOT6L, whose product is annotated as CCR4-NOT transcription complex subunit 6 like. Gene Ontology annotation, molecular function: poly(A)-specific ribonuclease activity; protein binding. Gene Ontology annotation, biological process: nuclear-transcribed mRNA poly(A) tail shortening. NCBI's taxonomy places the organism in Eukaryota, Metazoa, Chordata, Mammalia, Dasyuromorphia, Dasyuridae. The transcript has 12 exons. Gene Ontology annotation, cellular component: nucleus; cytoplasm; CCR4-NOT complex. The coding region runs from base 5572 to 7224 and encodes 550 amino acids. The record is from RefSeq and is a predicted model, not a curated record.